GUUCAUAACCGCCUGGAAGACUUGAUAACUGGCUUACAGACAACACAGGCAGCUGCAGAGGAACACCACCAUCAGCAGAUGCAAAAGCAGAAUGUGCUGGCUCUGACAUCAAAGGACUCGCACAGCAUGUGGGAAGAGCAAUUGAAGUCAAGAUCCCACCUUGAAGAGCGUGUUGCUCAGCUUGACAGGGAAAAAGCUGAACUCUUGGAACAGUGUGAGAGUGAAAGAAAGAAAGUGAAAAAGCUGGUAGAGUUGAAACGCCCAGUGGAACUGCGUCUGGACCAAGAAAUGAAAAGAAACAUUGAACUGCAGAAAGACUGUAAGAGGUUGAAGAGGCUUCUGAACAGAGCUAUGAAGAAACUCAGGAUGUAUGAGGGGAGAGAGAGAGAGUCCCAGCUUAAUUUGCAGGGAGAAGUGAAGAACAGGUAUUCUGAAAUGGUCAAUGAAGUUGGUAGAUUAAGAACAAAGGUUGGUGAACUUUCCCAGCAGCUGGAGAUAGAGUCUAAAAAAUGCAUGCAGCUAGAAGCACAAAAUCAGGAUUUGCGAGAAGAGCUAUCCACCAUGCGUGGGAACCAUGAAAAACUGGAGAAGAGCAAAUGCCAGCUGAAAGAAGAGGUGGCUAACCUCAAACAUCAUUUGGAGACUAACAUGGUGGAUCACAGCCAAAUAGAACAAUAUAAAAGAGAGAUGGAAGAACGAGCCGGACAAGAAAUAAGACAAAAACUACAAGAAGUCAAUCUAUUUUUGCAGACACAGGCAGCCUCCCAGGACAGAUUAGAACAAAUCAGAGCCAGUCAUCAUGCUUCACUGAGAAACCAGCUAAAACACAGAAUUAGAGAUCUCGAAUGUGAAUUGGACAGGAUAAAAAAUACCCAACAAGACAGUAUUUUUCAAAAAGAAUCCACACAGGCAGAAGUGGAAAGGUACAAAGAACUGUAUCUGGAGGAAGUAAAAAUUAGAAGAUGCCUAGCAAAUAAAUUGGAAAGAGCUAAUGAAAGACUAGCAGAAGCCAAUGCUAAGCUCCUUCAGGAGCGCCAUAGAAGCAAAUCUUUAAUUGCAAGCAGCAUUGUCAGUGGAGGUCUGGCUGCAAGUCCAGUUCUGUAUUCAACUGAACUGGGACAUCUUGGCAACAAUUUGGCACUGAACAGAAGUCUAAGUCUAGGAGGAAGCUUCCUAAGCCCAACUGGGAAUGCAUUAUCAUCAAGAAACAGGGUUGAAGCCUAUGUGGCUAAGGUACGGCGGGAACUGGAUGAAAAAAUCACUAAAGAACUCGAACAGGCCACUGCUGAACUUGAAACUGGAUCUGCUGGAGCUUCUCCCAUGGUAUCCACUGAUGGUUCUUCAAAAAAUUUCCAUGUUGACCAGGAUCCCCUUUGCAGGGCAAUACAGGAGUACCGUGAUGUUUUAACCAAAAAUUACCUGAUUUGAACAAAAUGCUAGGGAAAGGCUCUGGAAAUCAUUUUGUUUACAUAAUACUUCUAUGGUUUCCCAUUACACAGUUCAGAUGUGAAAACGUGUUUAUUGCAGUCUGAAUAUAAAUUCUAAGUCUAUUAAAUGGAUGUCAAGCACAUUGCACUUACCUGUUGGUUUAUUGAUGCAUAGUUACUUUAUUUUGCAUUCACAAUAAGAACCAUAUCUAUUUUUUUAUGACUAGCAGAUUGACUAAUCUUGAUUCUUGAGCUUGACAGAACUGUCAAAAUGUUUAUUAAGGUAGAUGCAUUAUUUUGCUCCACUCAUGUUCUGUGUUUAACAAAAGCAUUCCCUUUGUUCUGUUUAAUCCUUUCACUUUGUGUUUUUAAUGUUUCCAGUGUUUAUUUUAAUGCUUAGGACAUUAUUUUAUGUGCUUUGAGCCCGCUGCUUCAGUCCUGAUGCAGUGAAUAUUUCUGCUGAUAAAGUGAAAGUUUUACCAGUGUUCAAGCUGGAGAAUAGGGCACUUUACAUUGCUGUCACUUUAUGCGCCUUAGAUUUAAAAAUACUGUGAGUGUAUAGUAGUGCCAAGACAGUUGUGGUCUUUUUGGUAUUUU
Messenger RNA from Fulmarus glacialis (Northern fulmar), 2024 nucleotides. Its product is annotated as ankyrin repeat domain-containing protein 26-like. NCBI's taxonomy places the organism in Eukaryota, Metazoa, Chordata, Aves, Procellariiformes, Procellariidae. The transcript is spliced from 9 exons. The record is from RefSeq and is a predicted model, not a curated record. The annotation marks the transcript as partial.